UAAAGAAGCUCUGAUAUGAAAUGUUUUUACCUUAUAAUCAUCUUCCAGGCAGGUAUUGUAACAGAAGGAACUGAAGAUAAACUGGUGAUCGCACUGGAACCAGAAGCUGCUUCAGUCUGGUGUAAGAAGCUUCCAUCAAAUGGUUUCAUCACACAGAGCCAGAGCAGAGACGCUCUGGAUCAGACUCCAGGAACUCAGUACAUUGUUGUUGAUUGUGGAGGAGGAACCAUCGACAUCACAGUUCACAGAAUCCUUAUAGGAGGAGCUCUGAAGGAGCUGCACAAGGCCUCUGGAAACAACAUGGGAGGACAGACUGUGGACAGAAAGUUCAAAGAGUUCCUGAGGGAAAUAUUCUGUGAUGGAAUCUGGGAGGAAUAUGAAGAAAAUUAUCAGAGUGAUGUUCAAAAGAUGCUCUAUGAUUUUACCUUUCUCAAACGGGUAGAUGAUGAGAUUCUGAUCAGUUGUCCGUAUAAUCUGGGAAAACUGGCCCGGAAAAAGAAAGACAUUGAAAGGUUCUUUGAAUCAGUGGAUGGAGCUUCCUGGGAUGAUGGAUUCAUCAGAAUCUCCAGAGAGAAACUGAGGUCCUUCUUUGAUGAGAGUCUGCUGGGCAUCACUAAGAGCCUAAGGGAAAUAUUAAACAAAGAUCUCAGCAUUGAUUUCAUCCUGUUAGUGGGAGGUUAUGCAGAGAGCCAGAUACUCCGUCAGCACAUUAAUGAGCAGUUUGGAGAAGAUUAUAAAAUCCUGUGUCCUUUUAGACCCCAGGAAGUGAUCCUGAGAGGAGCUAUAGAGUUUGGAAGAAACCCAAAGAUGGUGACGUCUCGGAAAAGCCGUUUUACUUAUGGGGUAGCCGUGGUUAGAAGAUUUGAUGAGUCUACACAUAAACUAGAGAAGAAAUAUACAGCAGGUGGAAACGAUUGGUGUAAGGACAUUUUUAAAACACUGGUGCGUGAAGGUGAAGAUUUGGGCUGGGAUGAAACCAGAGAGCAUGAACUGAGUGCAGUAGAUUCUAAUCAGACGGGGAUGAGUGUUCGAUUGUUUAGGAGUGAAAGAAAAGAUCCACAAUAUGUAGAUGACUGGGGGGUAGAAGAAGUGGGUUCAUUAAUAGUUAAAUUCUCUGAUUCUAACAGCAGCAGAGAACGUAAAGUUAAGCUGGAGAUUAAGUUUGGCUCCACAGAGAUAACAGCUACAGGGACCGACAUGGGAACUGGAGAGGAAUAUACAGUUAAGUUUGAGUUUAAGACCUAAUAAAGUUUCUUUCUGUCCCAUUGAAGCUAAAAUGAAGACACAUUUCGAAGCCUGUUUUAUUUUACAGGCCAUAUAGUCAUUAUAGCUUAUUUAAAUAUCUGGAAUUGGUUUGCCUUUAAUUUCAGAUGUUUGUUUUUUCACUUUUAUAUAAUGAGGUUUUAUUGUAGAACAUUAUAUUGAAUUAUUAAAUUACUUUGAUUAUAACUUUGUCUCUUGUUUGCUGCAAUGUAUUAAUAAACCAUCAUUUUAAUCUUUGGAAAACUGUCUUUGGAUUAUUUUCUCCUUUUGGAAGAUUGGUUUGUCAAACGAGUGAAUCUCCAUUUCUUUGUUUAUUGUUGGUUACCAGGUUUUAUUAGUCAUUGAUUCCCAUAGGAGGCUACCUGUUAGUGUGAGCACAUCUAUGCACGUGGAUGAGUGUUUUUAUCAAAUUUUUCUCAAAGAUUAACUGAUGACCUGUCAAGGUGAACUUUAGCUCAUCCUGUGCUGCAGAUCCUCCACAGGUUAACUUCUGCUGGAACCAAACUGACAAUUAAGUUGUUAAGCACAUCUAGACACAUCUUUUUUAAAACAUUUUACUCCUUUUAUCUUUUGCCCAGUUGUAUUGAUUUGAUUGAGUAAAUGUUAUUUUUACAUAUGUUUUAGCUACUCUGUU
Messenger RNA from Cyprinodon tularosa, 1897 nucleotides. RefSeq names its product heat shock 70 kDa protein 12A-like. Gene Ontology annotation, molecular function: ATP binding; ATP-dependent protein folding chaperone. Lineage: Eukaryota; Metazoa; Chordata; Actinopteri; Cyprinodontiformes; Cyprinodontidae. The transcript is spliced from 2 exons. The coding region runs from base 16 to 1245 and encodes 409 amino acids. The record is from RefSeq and is a predicted model, not a curated record.